AGGAGUGUAUUUAUUUACACAGUCAGUAACAGGUUACCUUUAUCAGAAGAGGAAUAUCUAAUGGCUACUGGUAUCUACUGGUGUCUUGUAUUGACUGAAUGUCUGAGUCUUGUUGCAUCCAUGGCAUCAGUGGUUCAAUUCGCUCAAACGGCACCAGAUUAUUCCAUUGUAUGUCCUGGUGACAGAUUAGUACUUACUUGUAUAGUGGCUGAAACUGGAGGAGCUGUUGUUUGGCAAGGAGAUGGAAUACAGAGAUUGCUACUGACAAGUGGCCCAAUGAAUGGGACACUUAAUAGCUUCUUUGUAAAUAUUAAUGAAUCAAACAGUACAACAUUGAUAAGCACAGCUAUUGAUAAUAAUGUUUCAGUUACACUAGAUGGAGCUAAUAUUGUCUGUCUAGCAGAUGGAGCCAAUGCCAAACAAUUUACAAUUGAUGUUGCAGAUGCACCAGUUUCAGUUAAUAAUGUAUCAGUGAAUGAUUCUACUAUACCAGUUCCUCCUAUUCAGCAUUACAUUAUUAAUGUAUACAGUGCAUCAAACAGUAUCAUAUUCAACAGCAAUACAGCUAACACUAAUAUUACUAUUACUGGACUACCUCUUACUGAUACAAACUACACUAUUACUAUCAUUCCUGUUAAUGUUAUUGGAUAUGGACCAUCAGCUACUGUUAAUGGUACAAUAUAUUAUAACAGCAAUUGUCAUUGA
This is a messenger RNA of Amphimedon queenslandica, 705 nucleotides long. RefSeq lists its product as uncharacterized. The record is from RefSeq and is a predicted model, not a curated record. The transcript has 4 exons. Lineage: Eukaryota; Metazoa; Porifera; Demospongiae; Haplosclerida; Niphatidae. Gene Ontology annotation, molecular function: protein binding. The coding region runs from base 61 to 705 and encodes 214 amino acids.